Messenger RNA from Physeter macrocephalus (sperm whale), 5310 nucleotides. It is a transcript of the gene ETV3, whose product is annotated as ETS variant transcription factor 3. The coding region runs from base 94 to 1629 and encodes 511 amino acids. Gene Ontology annotation, cellular component: nucleus. Lineage: Eukaryota; Metazoa; Chordata; Mammalia; Artiodactyla; Physeteridae. Gene Ontology annotation, biological process: cell differentiation; regulation of transcription by RNA polymerase II. The transcript is spliced from 5 exons. The record is from RefSeq and is a predicted model, not a curated record. Gene Ontology annotation, molecular function: sequence-specific DNA binding; DNA-binding transcription factor activity, RNA polymerase II-specific.
ACUUCCUGCUGGGGUGGAUGAGGAGGAGCCGGAGACGCCGCGGAGGAGACCGGACCGAAGACGGACCGUGCGGGGGAGAGCAGGAGGGUGAAAAUGAAAGCAGGCUGUAGCAUCGUGGAAAAGCCAGAAGGAGGUGGAGGGUAUCAGUUUCCUGAUUGGGCCUAUAAAACAGAGUCGUCCCCGGGCUCCCGGCAGAUCCAGCUGUGGCACUUCAUCCUGGAGCUGCUACAGAAGGAGGAGUUCCGCCAUGUCAUCGCCUGGCAGCAGGGAGAGUACGGGGAGUUUGUCAUCAAGGAUCCAGAUGAGGUGGCCCGCCUCUGGGGCCGCAGGAAGUGCAAACCACAGAUGAAUUAUGACAAGCUGAGCCGGGCCCUGAGAUACUAUUACAACAAGAGGAUCCUUCAUAAAACAAAAGGGAAAAGGUUUACUUAUAAAUUUAACUUCAACAAGCUGGUGAUGCCCAACUACCCAUUCAUCAACAUACGGUCAAGUGGUGUGGUUCCCCAGAGUGCGCCACCAGUGCCAACAGCCUCUUCCCGCUUCCAUUUCCCACCUCUGGACACCCAUUCUCCAACUAGUGAUGUGCAGCCGGGGCGGUUCUCUGCUAGCUCCCUAACUGCUUCUGGCCAGGAGUCAAGCGCUGGCACUGAUAGAAAGGUGGAGCUUUCGGAGCUGGAGGAUGGCUCAGCCGCCGACUGGCGCCGGGGUGUGGAUCUCAUGUCCUCCCGGAAUGCCGUCGGCGGAGGGAUUGGCCAUCAGAAGCGCAAGCCUGACAUCAUGCUUCCCCUGUUCUCUAGGCCAGGGAUGUACCCUGACCCCCAUAGUCCCUUCGCUAUCUCUCCCAUCCCCGGCCGUGGAGGCGUCCUGAAUGUCCCCAUUUCACCAGCCCUCUCCCUGACUCCCACCAUCUUCUCCUAUAGCCCGUCGCCAGGCCUGAGCCCCUUCACCAGCAGCAGUUGCUUCUCCUUCAACCCUGAGGAAAUGAAACACUACCUUCAUUCUCAAGCUUGUUCUGUGUUCAACUACCAUCUGAGUCCGCGGACAUUUCCUCGUUACCCGGGGCUCAUGGUUCCACCGCUGCAGUGCCAGAUGCAUCCUGAGGAGUCAACCCAGUUUUCCAUCAAGCUGCAGCCCCCACCUGUCGGGCGGAAGAACCGGGAGAGGGUGGAGAGCAGCGAGGAGGCGGCGCCUGUCACUGUUCCCACGCUGGCUCCUGUCCCCCCGAGAAUUAAGGUGGAACCAGCCUCUGAGAAGGAUGCUGAGAGUCUCAGGCAGUUGGCACGAGAAAAGGAGGAGCGCUCUCAAGAAGAGGGCAGUGUGCCAAGCAGGACCACAGAAGAGGAAAAAGGUACCAUCUUUGCCCGCCCGGCUGCACCGCCUGUCUGGCCCUCUGUACCCAUUAGCACCCCAAGUGAAGAACCCCUAGAGGUGACUGAAGACAGUGAGGACAGGCCUGGCAAAGAGCCCGGUGCACCUGAGAAGAAAGAAGAUGCCCUGAUGCCCCCCAAGCUUCGGUUGAAGCGGCGCUGGAAUGAUGACCCUGAAGCCCGGGAGCUGAGUAAGAAUGGCAAGUUCCUCUGGAAUGGGUCAGGACCCCGGGGCUUGGCAACGGCUGCUGCUGACGCUUAGAACUGGAAGUUGAUUGGGAGCUGUUUAUACUAUAAUCAAACACAUACAUGUAUUUAUGUAGCAAGAUUUCAGGGUGGGGGGUGGGGAGGGAAUUAGGCUGGUUUGAUCCUUCUAGGGGCAUAGACUUGUAUUUUUAUGUUUGGGGGAUAGGAUGGGGGUAUCUUCUGUUGUAAAUUAGAUGGGAUGUGAACACACUUUUUUUCCUGGUGAGUAGGACAUGGGAAGGGUAUUGGACUGAAAGAAGAGCGAGCCUCUGUUUCCUGUUGAGGCUUACACUUUCUGACAAACUCCCAGAGGGCCAAGAUACUGUUUGGUCCCAUGAUAGUUCAGGUUCCAGACUUGUUUCUUUUCUAUUGUAUUUAUAUAUGGAAAGCCAUUAAUGAAUUUAUUUUGCUUUGAGACAUACACAUAAAAGGGAAAGGGGCGUGGUUGGGAGGUUGAGCAGUGAGAGACCAUUAAUACUAAGUAUUUUGCCUGAAAUGUUUCUUUAUAAUUAUUUCAGGGGAGGAAUAAGAUAAUCUCAGUCUUAUGGGGGCAGGAGGAUGUUCAGGUGUUGCUCUUUUUCUUUUUCCCUUUGUUGUUGUUGUUUGGCUUCUUUUUUUUUUUUUUUUUUUUUUUUUUUUUUUUUUUUUUUUUUUCUUUCUUUCUUUUUAUAAAAUGUUUUCAGGAAACGUGAAAUGUACUGCCAGUUAGAGCGGGGCUGGCAAGGCACAGGCGCUGAGCCUUCAGCUACAGUUGUUGAGACAGGAAGCCCUGCUGUGAAUUUCUUGGAUAUUUCACCUACUUCACCUAUUAAGAAGCCAUGAGGAGUUAUAAACUCUUGUUCAGGGAAGAAAGAAGAGGGCAGGAGGAAGUAACCCAAUGCCUUUAAAAACAAAAACACAAAAAUGCUCUUUUUUUUUUUUUUUUUUUCUUUUUCAUCGUGGGUUUGGGGAGCCAAACCAACGUGUGACUGAGCGAGUUGACUGAGAGACGUGACAGAGUUGAAGAUGUCUUUCUGCAGUGUCUGGUUCUCUUAUCGUUUUCUUAAGUCAAAGCCUUAACAAUGAACAUACUUCAACAUGAUACGGGUCUGUCAACGUAAACCUGUAAAAGGGCAUAGACAACUUUUCAGAUAAUCCAGGAGUGUUGGAAGAUGGUUAAAUUUUAAGCUGGUAUUUAAUCAUCCCCACUUGAUGUAUUGGGUUAGGUAGCAAAAAGGCAGGAUUGUGGGAGUUAAGGGCAGAUGAUACCUGGAAACACAGAAGGUAGCUGGGGGUACAAGUGGAUGUUUAGGAAGCUGAAAGAAGCGGUAGACAGGAGACACAGAAGGCAGACAGAUGCCAAGAGGCCUGGUGUAAGUGAAGCAGUGGGUGUCUGUCCUGUUGUGGCGUUGCCGUUCUUGCCAUACCCAUUCCCCUAGAUUGUGCUGAUUCUCAUGAUCAAUUGACUCUCCUACAUGAGACCCCAGGAAUUGUUUCUUCAUGGGAAAUUCCCUUCCAGCAACUUCAAAGGAAUGGGAAAGUAUUGAUCUUACAUGAAGCAAAAGGAGCCUGGAUUAGGGGCAGAGAGAAAGAAGCCACAGCCAACUGUGUGUGUGUGUGUGUGUGUGUGUGUGUGUGUGUGUGUGUGUGUGUGUGUGUGUGUGUGUGUGUGUGUGCGCGCGCGUGCGCGCACAUGUAAGUACACAGUAGUAUACAGAAAUACCUAACAUGGCUCAGAGCCACGAGCAGCAGAGAGAAGAAAUAACUGCAUCUCUGACGGGCAGGGAGUGGGCACAGGGAUGUUGUCUGGAAAUUGGAGAGAUUCCCGGCUCCAUCUCAGCCUCGGUGAGCUCAGUGUUCUAAGAAGCACUUGAGGGUUGUCUCUUCAUGGUGAGGGCGGUGGGGGGGGGGGUCUAUUUUAAACUGGAGUGCGUGCGCGAGAGAGGGGCCCAGGAGAGGUUCGAGCUGGUGAGUGAGUUGUUAGGUGGCUUAGAGGACUUGAGUCCAUCAUGCUCUUUUUUGGCAAUUGUCCUCCCCCUUGUUUGAUUCAAAUUCCGUGAGUGACUUGUCUUUCCCUGGGAAAAGGAUUAGGAGAAUGGUCCCUAACAACUCAGGCUUUGGUCAGGCUGCCUUUGGUUGGUUGUGUUUUUGUCGGUUUCUUUCUCUGUACCUCGACUUACCUCGAAUCAGAAAGCAAGCCCAGGCAGGUGGAAGAGGCAUCUCUUGCUUGGCAUUGCCCAAUCUAACCAGGGAGGCUGGCUGCCCACCGUCUCUGUCCACUAGAGGGGAGGGCCGGCAGGUGUCAGUAUGAACUCAGGAAUAGAAACAUGAGGCCUUUAAAAUAAGAGGGAGAAAAAUCCGUGAUGCAUACCUGUAACCCCCUAGAACCCAAGUGCCAGAAUUAAUUCCUAGAUGCUGCUUCUGUUUGAAUAAAAAGUCACAGCUUUUACACUUGAAAAAACACACUCAAAAAAUGUUCAACUCCAUGAAAACUGUUUUUGGCUUUAAGAAAUUGUUUGGUGUUUAACUGUCCUUUGAUUGCCAUUCCACCAGUAAAUUGUUGGUUGAUUUGCACUGCACACUGGGGUUGGGGGGAGGGUCCUACACAGAGCCAGACUUGGGCUUGCCCGGGAAGUGGACCAGGGGAUGUGGAGGUCACUGAUAUUUCCUGGAGCAAAGGGGUGGGAGAUAGUUUUUCUUCCCCGAGCCCACUCUGGGCAGCACCUGUCACCAGCCUGGCACAAAGCCAGGCCUUUCUCUUCCGCAAGCAUCUCAUCACUGUCCAGCAGCAGGUGGAAAAGGGGGGACAACACCAGAUGUAUUUUGCCUCCCCAUUUUUUCCACCUUUUGCUGUGCCAAAUGUUUAACAUUUUGCAGAUACAGAUCUUGAACAUGUAUUAAGAACCUGUUCAUGCAAACUGUUUGCUUUUUUGACUCUGGAGAAGAAAAUAGUAGAGAUCUCUUCAGGGCAUCCAGCCUUGCUGAGCUUUUUUUCUUUUUUUUUUUAAGAAUGGCUAGGAGUGAAAUAUAAACAAUUCACUAAGUCUCUUCAAUCCCCAGUUUUCAAGCUGCACUGCAUUAAACCCAGCUCGCUAACUAACACAGGGAAUUACUGCACCCUAGUCCUCAAUGGGCCAAGAAACUGUCAGAAGCAUUAAAAAAAAAAAAAAUAGUUGAAGUAUACCACUUCUCACCAAGCAGGUAGAGUCAGUUGGCUGUUUUGUCCCUUGUUUUUUAUUUAUUCCAUAAUUAUGUUUGUGGUUUUUGUUUUGUAGGCAGUAAUGGAACAUACUUUAAAUUUUGUUUAAAAGAAAAAGAACUUUGAUCCAAUCUUUCAAGAACUGUUCCAUUUUUUCGUUUCUUCUUGGGGGAAAAAAAGUUACCAGUUAAUUUGUUUUGAAAUAUUUCGGCAUUCUUUGAGUUAUAAAAUUGCGAUGCAGGGAUUUUUGGCAAUUCACAUGUGAAAGAUGACUUCACUAGUUAUCCGCUUAAGCAGAAUAGUGUGUAUAUGUACAUAAAAUGUAAGUAAUCUUAACUCCAUUGUGCAGUGCCUUUUAGAUGUUCCGCUUUCUAUAAAGUCUUCAAAUUUUUGCAUAUAUAUAUUAUAUAUAUAUGAUGUAAUGUUAUAGAAAUAUAUGUAUAAUAUACAUAUUUUUUCCAGGGGUAUCUGAUAGCUCUGUAUUUUGUUAUGGAAGUUGAAAGAAAAAAAAGUAUUUUA